This is a messenger RNA of Pieris macdunnoughi, 1377 nucleotides long. NCBI's taxonomy places the organism in Eukaryota, Metazoa, Arthropoda, Insecta, Lepidoptera, Pieridae. The record is from the annotation of a GenBank genome assembly.
AUGAAUAGCGCGAAAACAAAUAACAAUAGGCGUAGCGGACCUGACUUGACACCUAGUAGGAAACUUGAUUUGUCACCUAAGCGGGAAUCGAAGCCGUCAUCAGUUCGAAAGCCACCCAACCUUCAACCGAGUGAGAAAGUGGGCAGAACUUGUGUGACUAAAAACAAUGCCAAUGGAGAAUGUGUGUCGUAUUUUCUGUGUGAUGAAAACAGUAUUAUAAUUGACGAUGGAGCUGAUCUUCUUGAUUUGAGAGACGGCAGCAAAAGCUGCAGUCACUAUUUAGAAGUUUGCUGUGAACUCGGUAAUAUACAAGACAGUGGCGAGAACACAGCCUCCGUAGAGAUUUCUAACGAAGAUACUUUCGAAAGUGCUCCUAUCAUACCAAACCCAGCGACUCCAAACAUACAAACUCCACAGUUAAACCGCCCAAUUUCCCAACGUCCCUUAGCAAUGCCCACCAAUCCUUUAGCUAAACCAUCCAUCUUAUCCAGUCCUGAUGCGAAUGAGAGUAAAAUAUCAAGAUCUGAAUGUGGCUGGAGUUAUAUAGAAAAAAGCCCAUACAAACCGAAAAAUACCGCUUUUCGACCCACCAACAUUACCAGUGCAUUUUAUGGCGAAUAUCCAUUCGUGGUCGCUGUUAUGUUGAGAGGCGAUAGUGACGUUUGGUCGUCAAAAUAUUACAUCGGCGGCGGCGCUUUAAUACACCAUAGAGCCGUUUUAACAACCGCUCAUGGUAUUGAUAAGCUAAAAGCCGAUCAGUUGAAAUGCCGCGCUGGCGAAUAUGACGUGCAAACAGUGAAAGAGCAAUAUCCCCACCAAGAUAGGAAUGUCAAUAAAAUUAUUAUACACGAAAACUACUACAGAACUUCUGUAUACAACGACAUUGCUUUAUUGUUUUUGGAGACGGAGUUCACAGCAGCUGCAAAUAUUGGUAUAGCCUGCCUGGCAUCCGUCUUUCCCCCAGGAGAGGAUUGCUACUCUAUGGGCUGGGGCCGAGAGGCGCCGAUCGAACGGCGGGGUUAUUUCGUUGAGGUGCUGAAAAAGGUCCCACUACCUCUUGUGAGCGCAGAAAAAUGUCAAAGUAUGCUACGGACGAAUUCUCGUCUUGGCCCAUACUUUGAACUCCACAACUCGCUGACUUGCGCCGGCGGUGAAAGUACGGUUGACACCUGCGCAGGCGACGGUGGCUCCCCACUUGUUUGUGCUGUUAAAACCAGUGGUAUUGAAAAACGAUAUGUGGUGACCGGGCUGGUGGCCUACGGGAUCGGGUGUGGCAAGGAAGGUAUACCUGGUGUCUACGUGAACAUCCCACACUUGUACACCUGGGUAACAAACCAAUUCGAUCGAGAACAUGUUGAGAAGAAGUUUGUUUUAUAA